Aphanomyces invadans is the source of this 2508-nucleotide messenger RNA. RefSeq lists its product as hypothetical. Lineage: Eukaryota; Oomycota; Saprolegniomycetes; Saprolegniales; Verrucalvaceae. Bases 64 to 2238 code for a protein of 724 amino acids. Gene Ontology annotation, molecular function: protein binding. The transcript has 3 exons. The record is from RefSeq and is a predicted model, not a curated record.
GCCCAAGUAAACACGCGUUGCGCGCGAGAGCAUUCUCGGAAAUUCCCUCUUCCUCCGCGCACCAUGACCGACUACUCGAAAUGGGACAAGAUCGAAGACUCGGACGAUGAAGCUGAGGUCAAACGCGGACCUGCCGCCGCUGCGUCCGUGCCCUCGGCGCCCUCUGCCCUGCAGCAGAUGGAAGCAUUGCGCAGCAAGGCUCAAAUCCACAUGGAGAAGGGCGAGUUUGCCCAAGGGUGUGCUAUCUACAAGGAUCUCCUCCAGGGCGCUGGGCCUGACACGCCCGCCGGAUUCAUUGAAUCGUGUCGCAUGAACUUAUCGAUUGCACUGAUCAAACUCGACCGCAACCUCGAAGUCAUUCCCGUGCUGUCGGAAGUCCUGAAAGCAAAUCCGAAACUCGUCAAGGCAUUGCAUUUCCGAGGUCACGCGUUCAUGAGCGCGGGGCUCCUCGGAGAAGCCGAAAAAGAUCUGAAAGCGGCCAAGGAUGCACUGCCUGACGACGAAGGUGUCAUCGGCGACUUGGCGGCGUUGGAAGUUGCCAAGGUCGCGGACAUCCACCUCAAGGAUCUCGUGGCGAAGGCGAACGAAACAUUUCAAGCUGGGGAUUUCCCGUCCACGAUUUCCAACUUCACAACGGCGUUGGCCGAAGCUGAGAAAGUGAAGCGCCGUGACGUGUGCGGCGCCAUCUACGGUAGCCUCGGAAUGGUCUACUACAAGAGCGAAAAAUUCCGCGAGGCUAUUCCGCACUUCGUCAAGGCGUUGCAAGAGCUCCCGAACCCCGAGCGCCGCAUUGAGUUUCUCGAAGGUUUGGCUGCUUGCCACACGUCUCUGGGCGAAGGUGAAAUGUGUAUCAAGGCGUUAGAAAGCGCUGUCAUGAUUGGCGUUCAAGCUGGCGCGCCACCCCCCCGCAUGAUCAAGCUUCUCAUGCACGCCGUGCGAUCGUGCGGAAUGCUUAAAUUGACUGAACCCGGUAUCAAGUACGCGACCAAGGCUCGAGAAAUCGCGGCAGCUGCUCUGCAAUGGGAAGUCGUGUUUCAGUGCAAUGAGUGGAUUGCCCGCCUUCAUACGGAGAACGGAGACCCUGAAUCCGCGCUGAUUCACAUCACAGAGGCAUUCCAAGAAGGUGUCGCGCGCACGGACGUGCAGAGCUGCCUCCAAUUGAUGCACAUUCAAAUGCACGUGCUCAAGGUGACCGACCCAAUGAAGCACAUCAACUUGGUCCAGUCCACGCAGGCGUUCUUUGCGUCACAGAACGAUUACAAGGGACUCUUGGGCUGCAUCGAAGUGCUACUCGUGUACAACAUCAACAAGUACAAGGAGAACAACCAGCGCGACCCACAAUAUUUGGCUGCCCUCGAAGAGCUCUGGACCGAGCUUCGCAACGUCCCGUUCGAGCCCCUCGAGCACGAAGACAAGUUUUUGUUCUUGAAGCUCAUCCAGCUGCACGCCGACUUUAACAUUGAGCAAGAAGGGAAGGACGCGUGCCGAAAGGUGCUGCAUGAAGUGUUAUCGUUGGCCAACACGAUGACGCCGAUCCCGCCGCAACACGUGAUUGCCGAUGUGUACAAGAAGCUAACGGCGUUGAGCGACGGUCCGGCCGAGCAGCUCGAACACAUCACGGCAGUGGAAAAGUCACUGCGCCAAUUUCAACUUGACGUCGACGCCCGCAUUCAAAACGACCAGAAGGGCGAGAUUCUGUCGAAAAUUGCCGGCGACAUUGCGGACACGUUGUGCAACAAAGCGUUUGUUCAAGCCGAGCAGGGCAUGAUUGACGACGCGGAGAAGACUCUGGAAGACUGUUCGUCGCUGUGCGAGAAGAACUCUAUUGAAAACAGCCGCAUCAACUGUCUGUCGCAAAUUGCCCGAGGCAUCUUGUGCCUCAAGAAGGGAAACAAGGACGGUGCCGAAGAGAACUUCGACAAGGGCAUUGCUCUAGCGGAAGCUGUGAACGACCAGGAAGUGCUUAACCAUGUGCAGGAGCUGGUCAACGACGCCAAGGAAAAGGCCGGUUUGCCCGUGUCCAAGAAGACACCGGCAUCUGCCCCCGCAUCAACGAAGGAAGCGACGAUCUCUGCGAAGGAGCCUCCUGCCAAGAAGGCCGAGACCCCCAAGGCUCCCAAGACGUACCCUGGGACCGCGAUCCGCAAAAAGGAAGCGGCUUUCGACAUCACGGACCACAUUCCCCUCCUUGUGUUUGUCGCGUUCUUGGCUGUGUUUUUCCACCUCGUGAGCACGUAAAUCCAAGAACAGCUUUGUAAAAUGAACGAGAGAACUGUAUGUGCGUGAAAAGUCAUUGAGCACGAUGCUACGAGCUCGCUACAACUCGACGUCCUUCGCCUCCGACACUGCGUCGUCUGUCGCGGCAGCCUUGAUGUGUUCUUCAUCACUCUCGUCACCGUCCUCUUGGUCAUCCGUGCUGUCGUCGCCCGAAGAGUCGCUGCUCUCGUCGCCGCUUUCGCCAUCGCUUUCCUGCUGGUCUACAUGUGGACACUUCACAUGAACCCACGU